Sordaria macrospora k-hell is the source of this 714-nucleotide messenger RNA. RefSeq lists its product as uncharacterized. Gene Ontology annotation, molecular function: calcium-dependent protein serine/threonine phosphatase regulator activity; phosphatase binding; calcium ion binding. Lineage: Eukaryota; Fungi; Ascomycota; Sordariomycetes; Sordariales; Sordariaceae. The record is from RefSeq and is a predicted model, not a curated record. Gene Ontology annotation, cellular component: calcineurin complex. Gene Ontology annotation, biological process: calcineurin-mediated signaling; protein dephosphorylation.
AUGGGCAACACCACCAGCUCCGUCCUGGACAACAUUGUCCAGGGAUCCAACUUCGACAGGGAAGAGGUUGACCGCUUGCGCAAGAGGUUUAUGAAGUUGGACAAGGCAUGUUCUACACCAACCAUUUCCGUCCUUCUACCUUAUAUACACAGAAACCGUUGGCGCAAGUCAGCGAAUACAAAUUGGAGCGGUCAAGAUCAUGGUGAUAACUCGGGUACCAUUGAGCGCGAAGAGUUCUUGAGCCUACCGCAAAUAUCGACGAACCCUCUGGCCACCAGAAUGAUUGCCAUCUUCGACGAAGACGGUGGCGGUGACGUUGACUUUCAAGAAUUCGUAUCUGGUCUGAGCGCCUUCUCGAGCAAAGGCAACAAGGAGCAGAAGCUGCGGUUCGCCUUCAAGGUGUACGACAUUGACCGUGACGGCUACAUCAGCAACGGCGAGCUCUUUAUCGUGCUGAAGAUGAUGGUGGGCAGCAAUCUCAAGGACCAGCAGCUGCAGCAGAUUGUCGACAAGACCAUCAUGGAGGCGGAUCUCGACAAGGACGGCAAGAUCAGCUUUGAGGAGUUCACUAAGAUGGUGGAGAACACGGAUGUCAGCAUGAGCAUGACUUUGGGUGAGUUUCUGCUCCUUGACUUGUUUCCCCCCGACUGGCUGAUGGUCAAGCUUGCCUCUGUUGGGCCCCUUGCUAUUGAUAUCCGGAAGACCAAAAGCUAA